Gossypium arboreum is the source of this 2385-nucleotide messenger RNA. RefSeq names its product DNA (cytosine-5)-methyltransferase DRM1-like. Gene Ontology annotation, molecular function: DNA (cytosine-5-)-methyltransferase activity. The coding region runs from base 226 to 2307 and encodes 693 amino acids. The transcript is spliced from 12 exons. Gene Ontology annotation, cellular component: nucleus. NCBI's taxonomy places the organism in Eukaryota, Viridiplantae, Streptophyta, Magnoliopsida, Malvales, Malvaceae. The record is from RefSeq and is a predicted model, not a curated record.
UUUUACUCAUUAUUUAUUAAGAAAAGAUUCAAAAAAUAAAUAAAAAAUCCACGGCCAUAGCCAAAACCUUCUACUUUGAUUCCUCCAUUUUCAUUCCUUGCAUGCAUCAGCUUUUCUCUUCUUCUUCUUUUUCUGCACCGACUAUUGUGAACUGCACUAUCGACUUAACGGAUUUCUUUGAGAUAAUUUCAGGAUCAGAUUAACAAUUUUGUCUUUGAUUCGUUGAUGUUGAGAAGCUUUUCUUGGCUCAUACUACAAGUCAAAAAAAUGGUUGACAAUAAUUCGGGUGGAGAAGCUGAUAAUUUUGACUGGGAUACUGAAGAUGAUCUGGAAAUCGAUAAUUAUGCCAUCUCGGCCCCUUCGGGUUUGUCGACUCCCUGUGGAGAAGCUGUUUUGGGUUCGGCAGAGGCGGGCUCAUCUGGAAAUUCUCCCAAUUCCAAGAUAAUUGAUCAUUUUGUCGGAAUGGGGUUCUCAAGAGAAAUGGUUGCCAAAGUGGUUGAAGAAAAAGGAGAGGAAAACUCAGACUUGAUACUUGAAGCCCUCCUUGAGUACUCGGCAAGCACAUUACCUAAUUCUUCCAAUUCCAAGUUGAUCGAUCAUUUUGUAGGGAUGGGAUUUUCUGAAGAAAUGGUUGUCAAAGUGGUUCAGGAAAAUGGAGAGGGAAAUACAGAUUCCAUAUUGGAGACUCUAUUGACAUAUUCAGCUCUUGAAACAACUGCUUCCGUUCAGCAAAAUCCUGACUCUGGUAACUGCUCAUCAGAUUAUGAAGGGAGUUUGCUGAAUGAUUUCUCUGAUUUUGAUAGUUUUUCUGAGUCCGAGGAAAUUAUGAGUCCUAGUUCUGAGGAGGGGAGAAAAUUGUUACACUUGACAAAAAUGGGGUACUCAGAAGCAGAGGCUUCAGUAGCCAUGGAGAGAUGUGGUUUGUGUUAUCUCAUUCAUUUUUGCAAUAUAUUCUUGUUGAUGGUUGGUAGGAUGUCAAAGUUUCAUUUGGACAGUAUAAAGGAUCCUAGACUCUUCAAUUGUUGUAUUGAAAAUGGUCCAGACUCCACAAUUGAGGAGUUAACCGACUUUAUAUGUGCUGCGCAAAUUGCAAAGGCUGCUGAUGCACUUUUUCCACUUGAAGACAAGAAGCCAUUCAGCAAUGGCUCUAGUCACAAGAAGAGGCGAAACUGGGGUUAUGAUUUGUUGUUAAGGAAGAAGAAGCUUAAGCUUGAAAAGAGGUUUGAUGAAGAUGAUGAUGCAGUUCAUCUUCCUAAUCCUAUGAUUGGUUUCGGGGUCCCCAAUGAACCAGAUCAGAUCACUAAUAGAGUACUUCCAGAAGCAGCUUUAGGGCCUCCAUACUUCUACUACGAGAAUGUAGCACUUGCUCCAAAAGGUGUUUGGACCACCAUUUCGCGCUUCUUAUAUGAUGUGGAGCCUGAGUUUGUUGAUUCAAAGUUCUUUUGUGCUGCUGCAAGGAAGAGGGGCUAUGUUCAUAAUCUGCCAAUUGAUAAUAGAUUUCCCCUUCUUCCAUUUCCUCCACGAACUAUUCAUGAAGCUUUUCCACUAACAAGGAAAUGGUGGCCAUCCUGGGACACGCGAACGAAAUUGAACUGCUUGCAAACCUGUAUAGCAAGUGCAAGAUUGACGGAUAAGAUUCGCAAGGCAUUAGAAGAUUCUGAUGGUGAACCGCCGUUGGGCAUCCAAAAGUUUGUUCUCGAACAAUGCAGAAAAUGGAAUCUGGUUUGGGUUGGAAGGAACAAGGUUGCUCCACUUGAACCUGAUGAAGUGGAAAUGCUUUUGGGAUUCCCUAGAAACCACACAAGAGGAGGGGGAAUCAGUCGGACAGAUAGAUACAAAUCACUUGGUAACUCAUUUCAGAUUGACACAGUGGCGUAUCACUUUUCGGUUUUAAAAGAUAAGUUCCCCGGUGGUAUCAAUCUGUUGUCCCUUUUCUCUGGGAUUGGAGGUGCGGAGGUUGCUCUCCACCGACUCGGUAUCCCUUUGAAAAAUGUGGUAGCGGUGGAAAUAGCUGAAGUGAACCGAAAUAUUCUUAGGAGUUGGUGGGAACAAACAAACCAGAGAGGGACUUUGACUGACAUCCAAGAUGUUCAAGAACUAAACGGGGACCGUUUGGAGCAACUGAUUAAAAAUUUUGGAGGAUUCGACCUUGUGGUGGGAGGGAGUCCUUGCAACAACCUCACUGGCAGCAAUAGAUAUCAUCGAGACGGACUCGAAGGUAAAGAUUCUGCCCUCUUCUUUGAUUUCUGUCGAAUACUGGAUUUGGUGAAAUGUAUUAUGAAUGGCACAAAAUCAAUGAUUAUCUGAAGAAGAUUGCAUUUGAAUAAUUUCCGAAACUCCUGUUAAUAUAAAAUUAAAAGGGGAAUGAAGUGCUAUUUAAGCAAA